ACUAUCGGGAUCUUCGCAUGAUGACAUAAUUGUGCGACAAGCUUGUGAGCUAGCUGACACCGCUGCUCGAAGAAGCGAAGCAAACUUGAACUUUGUGUUACCGCACUGAUUCGCAUCUGAAACACGGCGACGACAGAGUACCAACUCUCAACUGGAAACGAGGAUCUAGCUGCAGGGUGUCUCUCCCUCAGUGAGCACAGAGAGGUCUGAGCCUCCGUCACCAUGACAGACAACAAGCGCCUUGCCUUCUCCAUCAUCCAGUUCCUCCACAACCAGCUCCAGUCAGGGACUCUAUCUUCAGAUGCUCAGGAGAGUCUCGAAGUUGCUGUUCAGUGUUUGGAGACGGCAUUUGAGGUUUCAACCGAUGACCAGAGUCUCGCCGUCCCAAUGACGUUACCAGAGAUCUUCGCCUCCGCUACAGCAAAGUACUCAGUUCAGUCACAGGUCAACAACAACUCCACUCCAAAUUCCCCAACAGAGGAACAGAAAGCUGAGGCUGAAAGACUCAAAAGUGACGGUAACGACCAGAUGAAGGUGGAUAACUUUGCAGCUGCUGUUGAGUUUUACUCCAAGGCCAUCGCCAUCAACCCACACAACGCCGUCUACUACUGCAACAGAGCUGCAGCUUACAGUAAACUGGGGAACUACGCAGGAGCCGUGCAGGACUGUGAACGAGCCAUCAGCAUCGACCCCAACUACAGCAAAGCUUACGGACGGAUGGGUUUGGCUCUGGCCAGCCUCAACAAACACACAGAAGCAGUCAGUUACUAUAAGAAAGCUCUGGAGCUCGACCCCGAUAAUGACACCUACAAAGCCAACCUGAGGAUUGCAGAAGAGAAGAUGGAGACAUCCAGUCCGACUGCAGGGCUGGGUGGAGUCGAUCUGGCUGGUUUGCUCAGUAACCCGGGCUUCAUGAAUAUGGCAUCGUCUCUGAUGAACAACCCUCAGGUUCAGCAACUAAUGUCCGGGAUGAUGUCUGGAGCAUACGGUGGAAUGGGAGGAGGUGGUGCUGGAGGGGGAGGAAGUGCAGCGCCAGGGGCAGCAGCACCAGGGGCAGCACCACCAGGUGCUGCGGCCCCUGGCGCCGCAGCACCUGGAGCCACAGCACCUGGAGCUGCGGCACCUGGAGAUUUAUCGAGACUGAUCCAGGCAGGGCAGCAGUUCGCUCAGCAGAUGCAGCAGCAGAACCCCGAACUUAUCGAACAGCUGAGGAGUCAAAUCCGCAACCAAACACCCAGCUCUGGGAACGAGGAGCAGCCGUGACCCUCGCAUAGAGUGGGACAGGUUUGAGGAGGAGGAGCACGCACUGUCUGACCAUCUUUUUUCUUUGUGAUUUGGAUCAUUAUAACUCGGAGGACUCGAAUGAAGUUUUGUUUUUACAUCACUGAUUAAUUCCUGCAUGAGAGAGAGGGCACGAGCAAGUUCUCCCUCUUCAUUCAGGAGCCACAUCACCAAAAACUCCACCCGCUUCCUGCGGCUCUGCGUGGUUUUUAGAUCGAACAUAGUUUAAUCAGAUGGACCCAGAUGUUUAAACAGCUGUAGAAGCCUGGAAAGUCUCAUCUAAAAACUACACAGUGCAUUUUGUUGGUCCUGUGCUGUGUGUGUGUGUGUGUGUGUGUGUGUGUGUGUGUGUGUGUGUGUGUGUGUGUGUGUGUGUGUGUGUGUGUGUGUGUGUGUGUGUGUGUGUGUGUGUGUGUGUGUGAGAGAGAGAGAGAGAGAGUCAGGGUUAAUUUAGUGUAAAUGAACUAAUAACUCAUUGGUCACACGGAGCUGUGAGGAGGCAGCAGGGAGGCUGUUUGAACACAGUUUAAAUAAAAAGACCAUCUCAACAUUUUA
Messenger RNA from Archocentrus centrarchus (flier cichlid), 1836 nucleotides. RefSeq names its product small glutamine rich tetratricopeptide repeat co-chaperone alpha (gene sgta). Gene Ontology annotation, molecular function: protein binding; molecular adaptor activity. The record is from RefSeq and is a predicted model, not a curated record. Gene Ontology annotation, cellular component: TRC complex; membrane. Gene Ontology annotation, biological process: post-translational protein targeting to endoplasmic reticulum membrane. The transcript has 12 exons. Bases 223 to 1263 code for a protein of 346 amino acids. NCBI's taxonomy places the organism in Eukaryota, Metazoa, Chordata, Actinopteri, Cichliformes, Cichlidae.